Messenger RNA from Strongyloides ratti, 531 nucleotides. RefSeq lists its product as hypothetical. The transcript is spliced from 2 exons. Gene Ontology annotation, biological process: regulation of synaptic transmission, cholinergic; positive regulation of voltage-gated potassium channel activity; sleep. Bases 1 to 531 code for a protein of 176 amino acids. Lineage: Eukaryota; Metazoa; Nematoda; Chromadorea; Rhabditida; Strongyloididae. The record is from RefSeq and is a predicted model, not a curated record.
AUGUUAUUUAUUUUUAAUUUAUUUUUAAUCUUUUUAAAAAGUAAAAAAAUAUGUUUUAAAUUUGUUAUCUUAAUAAUAUUUAUUAACAAAACUGUAGGAGAAAACUUAUAUUUUCAUAACAUCCGAUGUUAUUCAUGUACAUCAUUAGAUGGUGAAAAGCUUUUAAAUGAUAUUAAAGAUUAUAAUUGGCAUAAAUGGAUGGAAAAUAUACGUUAUGUUCCAUAUACAGAUGGAUGUUCUGAUACCUUUACUCCUGAUAUUGCAUUACGAUCGGGUGCAAAAAGUCAAGAAUGUGAAAAUGGUAUAUGUAUGAAGAUGUCAUUAAUGUAUCUUAAUAGAACAUCAAAAGUAUGGAGAGGUUGUAUACCAAAAUCAAAAAAUCAAAUAAGAACUGAUUGUACAAAAAUAUCAUCUAAUGAGGGAUCAAUGGAAUUAUGUACAUGUGAUAAUCAUUUAUGCAACAAUAUCAAUAAAAUAAAAUAUAAUUAUAUAUUAUCAAUAUUAUUUAUUAUCUUUUGUUUAAAAUACUAA